Molecule: messenger RNA, 1076 nt
Organism: Carlito syrichta (Philippine tarsier)
Lineage: Eukaryota; Metazoa; Chordata; Mammalia; Primates; Tarsiidae
Product: olfactory receptor 1G1
Exons: 1
Coding region: 1-1056 (351 amino acids)
Biological process (GO): G protein-coupled receptor signaling pathway
Cellular component (GO): membrane
Molecular function (GO): olfactory receptor activity; G protein-coupled receptor activity
Source: RefSeq, a predicted model, not a curated record
AUGAUUCAACCUCACACUAGAAGAUCAAUACUGGAAUUUCACAUGAUUUUCAGAGUCCACAAUCCAGGAUUUACCAACUUCACUCAACUAAUCCAACUUUCUUCCUACAGACAAAUGGAGUGGAAAAAUAUGACCAGCAUCUCAGAGUUUUUCCUCCUGGGGUUCUCUGAACAGCUGGAGCAGCAGAAGGUCCUCUUUGGGCUCUUCCUGUUUAUGUACUUAAUCACUGUGAUGGGCAACCUCCUCAUCAUUCUUGCCAUCAUCACUGAUGCUCAACUCCAUACUCCCAUGUACUUUUUCCUGGCCAACCUCUCUCUUGCUGAUGCCUGCUUUGUGUCUACCACAGUCCCUAAGAUGCUGGCAAACAUAUGGAUCCAGAGUUCGGCCAUCUCUUACUCAGGGUGUCUAUUACAGCUGUUUUUUUUCAUGUUGUUUGUGAUGCUGGAGGCAUUCCUCUUGGCUGUCAUGGCCUAUGAUCGCUAUAUGGCCAUAUGCCACCCACUCCAUUACAUCAUGAUUAUGAGCCCUGGGCUCUGUGUCUUCCUAGUGUCUGCAUCCUGGAUCAUGAAUGCCCUCCACUCCCUUCUACACACUCUCCUGAUGAACAGCCUGUCCUUCUGUGCAAACCAUGAGAUCCCACACUUCUUCUGUGACAUCAAUCCCCUCUUGAGUCUUUCCUGUACAGAUCCCUUCCUCAAUGAGCUAGUGAUCUUCAUCAUUGGAGGUCUUGCAGGCCUGGUUUGUGUCCUCUGCCUGAUUAUCUCUUACGCGUACAUAUUCUCAACCGUUCUAAAGAUCCCCUCAGCUCAAGGAAAGCGAAAAGCCUUUUCCACCUGCAGCUCUCAUCUCUCUGUGGUCUCUCUCUUCUUUGGGACUUCCUUCUGUGUUUAUUUUAGUCCCCCCUCAACCCGCUCAGCACAGAAGGGCACAGUUGCAUCAGUGAUGUACACAGUGGUAACACCAAUGUUGAAUCCCUUUAUCUACAGUUUGAGAAACCGAGAUAUCAAGUAUUCUCUGAAAAAGUUAAUUUUAGUUAGAAAAAGUCAUUCCCCUUAGUGGUAACAACUUGGCAUCCA